Messenger RNA from Knipowitschia caucasica, 2379 nucleotides. NCBI's taxonomy places the organism in Eukaryota, Metazoa, Chordata, Actinopteri, Gobiiformes, Gobiidae. The record is from the annotation of a GenBank genome assembly.
AUGGCCGGGGCUGGUUUCUGUGACUCCAGGCCUUUGCUGGACUUACACCAAAAGGUGGAUGAGCGAAGGGCCCUCUUCACACCCUGGCAGUGCGCUGAGGAUUAUGAGUCUGGGAUGGUGCCUGUCAACAUGGAGGCAGAGUGUAGAUGGGACACAUUUCAAGCACUCGUGCCUGCUCUUCUGCGCCGUGAAGUGGAGCUUGCAUUAGAGAAACUGGACCUUAUAUGGGACCACACAUUUGCCUGGGAAAUGUUUUUGGAUAUGAUGAGAAGUCAAGCCUCUUGUACCUUUUCAAACCUGGACCUACCAUCUUACUUUACUGACGCUACAAGAAUCAUUCUGGUAGACUGGCUAGUAAAAGUUCACGAGAUGAUGCACUUUCAGGAUGAAACUCUGUAUCUUGCUAUUCAUCUGCUGAACUCCACGCUCCGCCUGAUCAAAGUGACCACAGUCAACCUGCAGCUGCUGGGGAUGGUCUGCCUCUUCAUAGCUGCCAAGAAGGAGGAGACUCUUCUGCCUGAGGUGUCGGACCUCUGCUACAUCAUGGACUACACUUACACUAAACCGCAGCUGCUUCGUAUGGAACGGAAGGUUCUCUGUCAGCUUAAGUUUGACCUGUCGUUCUGUGCUCCUCUUCACUUCCUACUCCUGUUUGCCUCGGUCGCCCGGUGCAGUGCAAAGAUGACUUGGAUGGCCCGUUAUCUGCUGGAGCUGACUCUCAUGGACGGGCAGUGUGUAGUCUUUCAGCCAAUACAGUUGGCAGAAGCAGCGCUGUGUCUUGCUCGCCUGGUCCUGAAGGAGCCGCCAACCCCUGAGGGAGAAGCCGCCUGGUGCCUCGUGUCCAGCCUCCAUCUUGGCAAUGAACCUGCCUUGCUGACCAUCAUGCACAUACUGGCCAUGGCUUCGUCCACUGCGCAGAAAGAUAUCUGGGCCUCGUACAUUAAAUUUUCCUCCCCAGAAACUAUGCAUGUCAGCAGACACCCCGGCCUCAUGAAUGCAUCCCUUCUGCUAGGGCACCAGUGUGUCUUGCCUGUCCCAUCCACCACUCUUGUCUGGACUCCUCUGCCGCUCUCUCUGAUUGGAUCCCCAAACUGCGCCUGGACCAAUGGGGUCGCGUGUCUGCAGCUCGUGAGGAGAAGGCGGUGCUGUCCUGGGGCUGCGGGUUCAUUUGAGUGGAACUUUCAAAAGAAAAGCGUGCUUUGGUUCAAGAUGCCGAGGGAGCCGCCCUGUUCACCAGCUGACACCAGCUCAUCUGCUUCUUCCAUUGAGAAUGCAACAGACCAGAACAGUCCACACAGGCCUGAUGAAACCAGAAAGAGCGGCUCGGAAAAGGACUCUGGGUAUUCUGACACCAGCUCAGAGUUGAAGCCCAAGAAGGAUCGCAGCAGCAAAAAGUCCAGGGAAACCUCAGAUGAUUUUCCGCAAAAAGAACCACACAAAAAUGGAAAUCAUGGAAAUGUUGUCGUGGCUCCACCGACAGGGCAGCUGCCAACAUUUUACAUCAUUAAAAAUAUGGUUGCUGAGCAGCCACACAUUGUCCAGAAGAACCCGGUCCUCUGGUCCAGUCAAUCUUACCCAAGUGGCUCUGGUUCAAACCCAGUCCUCCAGCUCCAGCCUCCAAACACAACGUCCACAGCCCAACCACAAACACCAGGUGCAUCCAAAGCCAUUUCCACCGGAAAACCAGAAACUACCGCUUUUCUGCCAAUCCUAAACUCCUUUCCUCGCAUCGCCCCUCACCCAUACAAGAAACCACCUGACAAAACAACCCCAGCCGACUCUCUCAACCAAAGCAAACGUGUGUGCAUUGAAAGUAAUAAUACACAGACCAAUAAGAGUCUUCAGGGGCAACGCAUUCCUGUCAUCUGUUCCAGCAGCAGUGGAGCAUCUUCCAACUAUGGGACAGCGUCAACGCCCCGGCUUCCGUCAUCCACCACACUGGACAAAACCAGCGUAGCGAACCCUCGACAAAGUUGCUUCAUAAAUACAGUGCAAGUGUUGAAGCAGUCGGGGCUUUUGGACAUCGCUCUUCGCACCAAGAGGCUGGCAAGCGAAAGCAACGUGAGCGCCCGGGACGUCACACAGUUGAGGCAGCAUUCAGAGUCGUUGUGUCAGUUGGCCAGCAGUUCCAAGCAAAACACCAGCAAUAUGGCGUCGUGGCUGGAUCUACACAGAAUCAUGUCUGACUCUGGCAACUAUCCAGAGCUCAAAGACGUUCAAGCUUUACAGGGGCAGAGUGCAGGUCCAAAUGUCAGCGUUGUUAAACCAUUAAGUCUGAUUGGAGGUGUCAGCGAUGGGACUAUGGCUGCGGAAAAACCCUCUUCACCAAAACAAAUGGAUGGGAGCAGGGAGAGUGACUCGAGCACAGACAGUGAUUAA